Molecule: messenger RNA, 1011 nt
Organism: Fusarium poae
Lineage: Eukaryota; Fungi; Ascomycota; Sordariomycetes; Hypocreales; Nectriaceae
Exons: 3
Coding region: 1-1011 (336 amino acids)
Biological process (GO): chitin catabolic process; carbohydrate metabolic process
Cellular component (GO): extracellular region
Molecular function (GO): chitinase activity; chitin binding
Source: RefSeq, a predicted model, not a curated record
AUGUCUCUGCUCGUUGCAUCUCAGCCUCUGCUAACCGUCGCAGAGCCUGACGCCACGCAAUCGUCUCAGAGAGAGCCUCCGCAGAGUGACACAGGAUACGUCAACAUGAUCUACUUUGUCAAUUGGUAUGCUGGCUCUCAGUCUCAUCUGACCUUUUUAAGCCUUGGAUCCCUAGUCGCGGUUGUGGCUGGAUCAUCUCGACGAAGACUAGGUACUGAUUUUGAUCUCCCCGCUUCUAGUAUAACACAUGUGCUGUACGCGUUCAUGAAUGUACAGAAUAAUGGCACCGUGUACCUGCAUCCGGGAUAUAAUAGCCAUACCAAGACCAUUGAUUCUAAUUCUUCUCAGAUUCACGGAAGAUACCAUAUACGGUUGAAGCUCAGACUUGGGUGUGCUCGUUUGCUGACAGGGGUCGAACCUCAAUCUAUAGCCUGGCUCGAAAGUGAUAAGCAGAAUGCGUUUGGGUGUGUUAAACAACUUUUUUCCCUCAAAAAGGCGCACCGCCAGGUUAAAGUCCUGCUUUCUAUAGGCGGUUGGACUUGGUCUACAAACUUUGCCACUACUGCAGCUAGUGCCGCCGGCAGAUCUAUUUUUGCCAAGUCAGUGACUCUUGUGAAAGACUGGGGCUUUGACGGCGUCGACAUUGACUGGGAGUACCCAGCUACUGAUGAGGAUGCCUCUAAUAUGAUACUCCUCCUUGAGGCGGUUCGAGCCGAGCUCGAUGCAUACGCUGCUGAACACGCACCGGGCUAUCACUUCCAACUUACCAUCGCCGCCCCUACAGGCUCCAGCCACUACAGCAAGUUACACCUAGCGGAUCUUGGCACUAAGGUCGACUACAUCAAUCUCAUGGCCUACGACUAUGCUGGAUCGUGGAGUCCUGUGGCUGGUCACAACGCCAAUCUCUAUGCGAACACGGAUCAGGCUGGCGAUCAAUUCAACCAUCAACUCAAUCCCGUCAAUUUUAUGGAAGUUGAAGUCACGUGCAUCAAUUCAAUCAAUUCCAUUUGA